AAACUUCGUCCCAACACAUCCCGGCAUUCUUCGCUUCGCACCAAUAACUACAAUAUAGAGUUUUCUUUUGGUAAGCAGUGCAGCAUGGUCAAAUUUCCUCAAGAGCUCGUCGAUGCCAUUAUAGACCAACUAUACCAAGACCGCCGCGCCCUCCUCGCCUGCCUGUCCGUCUCGAGCUUCUUCCGCUGUCGAGCCCAAUUUCAUCUUUUCCUUUCAAUCCCCUUGGCCAAAGAGGGUGAUUUUGAAGAAUUCAGCCUGUUAUGCGCGACAUCACCUUCGAUCCCUAAUUUGGUCAAAACCCUUCGCGUUACCCUGCCCGAAUCUGCGAUCAGUCUACCAAGGCUUCCGUACGUUCAUACCCUCCAUCUCAAUGGUUCUCUGCGGGUCAUGUCUAAGGAUUUGGGGACCUUCAGGAGGAAGUUUUCCUGGCUUCCCAAUACCCUUACGUCGCUGUCGAUCCAGAACAUCACAUUCUCCUCGAUAGAAACUUUUCGAAGUUUACUUGGGGCUCUGCCACUCCUUAGAUCUCUAUCCCUCCUCACCGUAGCUGCGAUUACAACAAGAUCAAAUAAUUCUCAUCUACUUGAGCCAUCCCGUGAUGAUUCCGGCCCGCCGAUAGAAGUCCUAUCCAUCACAUCCAUUAACUCCGACGGCGUCUGUGCGUUUUUUCACGGGCACCCCCAUCUAAGACCGUUCGCCCUACACAGACUGCGCGAGCUCCACUAUUUCGGCUUUGUCGUCGAACAAGUCACGGAUAUCCAGCGUUUGCUCAAUGAGAGUCGGGACUCACUUCGCGAGUUUCAUCUCAGACCCACCUUUUACUCGAUGCCGGGACUAUAUUCUGAGGGAAGAGUGCGAGUCGAGUAUGAGGCGGAAAAAGGCGCUCUAUAAGUCUCGCUUUACCUGGGCAGCAGGUCACAUCGAUACUCCCACGAUGUCGAACGCUGUCGGGAAUAGUGGAUGGAUAUGGGUAGUCUCGUAUAUUUAUGGAGGGAGGUACCAACUACUCCGACACAUCUUGUAGGACUACCUUCUGCCCUGUACUCUAUGGACUCUAGGGAGGUACUC
Molecule: messenger RNA, 1068 nt
Organism: Desarmillaria tabescens
Lineage: Eukaryota; Fungi; Basidiomycota; Agaricomycetes; Agaricales; Physalacriaceae
Exons: 4
Coding region: 85-891 (268 amino acids)
Source: RefSeq, a predicted model, not a curated record